Molecule: messenger RNA, 2850 nt
Organism: Dictyostelium discoideum AX4
Lineage: Eukaryota; Evosea; Eumycetozoa; Dictyosteliales; Dictyosteliaceae
Exons: 1
Coding region: 1-2850 (949 amino acids)
Source: RefSeq, a predicted model, not a curated record
AUGGUGAAAAGAAUAAAAAAUAAACAAAUACAAAAUACAUAUGGUCAGAAUGAUCAGCAUGAACUCAAGCUACAAAAAUCCAAAAUUCAAAUACCAAAAGAAAAAGGAGAACAUCAAGGCGAGCCACAACAACAACAACAACAACAACAACAACAACAACAACAACAACAACAACAACAACAACAACAACAAAAACAACAAAAACAACAAAAACAAGAAUAUAAUGAAAAUGAAAAAUUAUUUUGGAAAGUAAUUAAAAAUAAAUUUUUAAAAACAUACAUAUUUUCAUUUUUAAAUGAUAAAUCAAAGAUUCAAAAUAAAAUUUACAAGUAUGAUGAAAUUUGUUCCGUUCAAUUUUUAAUAAAGAAUAAUUUAAUUGAACUAUUAAAAUAUAAAGUUAAAAGAGGUGAAACUUUGAUUGAUUUUCUACCAUUUUUAAAAAAAAGAAAAUUUCAAAAUUAUAAACCACCCACUGAAGAUCCAAAUGAUAGAAAAUCAAUUUUUAAAGUUAUAAAAAAUGAUACAGAAUUUUAUCAAAACCUUUUCAAAAAUUAUAAUCAAAAUUUCAUAUCAAAUGAAAAAACAUUUUUUGCCAAUGGUUAUACUCCUUCCAUUUUACCAUUAUCAAUGGAGGACGAUGGUAAAUUCGAUUUAAAAAUUGAAACAAAAAAACAAAUAAUAAAAGAUGAUAAUGAAUGUGCAUUUAGAAUUUUUCAAAAUGUAAACUCUGUUCAAAUAACUGUCGAAGAUUUUUGUGAUGCAAUAUCAGAAGGUUCAAUUAAAACAGCUAAAUUAAUUUUUAAUCGAUUAAAAAAGGAAUCAAAUUUUAAAAAACAUGAAUUAAUUGGAAAAGUUUGGAAAAAUUAUACAUUUUUAAAUUCAAAUUCACCAAUGUUUAAAGAUUUUACUUUUAAAAUUUCACCAUCAACUUUUGAAACCUCUGAAACAUUUUCAACUUUAUCUUUAUCAUCACAAUCACAAUCACCAUUACCAUCAUCUCAAAUAUCAACCACAUCAAAAUUUAAAAUUAUAAAUAAAUCAGUUAAAUUAUUAUUGAUUGACUUAAAAUUUAUACCACCAAAAGAAAUGAAUAAUAUUAAUCAAGAUAUUUUUAAAAUUGAUAUUAAAGAAUUAAAAGUUAAACAUCUUUUAGAAUCAUGUAAAACAAUUUCAAUGAUAUUACAAUUUACAAAUUUAUUUGAUACUUAUUUAAAAACUUUAAAAAAGAAAGAAAUCAGUGAUAAAUUUAUGGGAUUUGAAGGUGAACUUCAAACAUAUUUACCAAAUCCAUUAAUUGAUUUUUUAAGUUUUGAAAAAUUAAUUGAAAUUGAACAAAAUUUAAAACCUAAAUCAAUUGAAUCAUUGGUUCAUUCAAUAUCAACAAGUGAUACUGAUAGCGAUUACAUUUUUAAACUAUUUAAAAUGUUAUUAACAUUUACAGAUUAUUCAACAGUUUUUAAAGAUAAUUUUAUAUUUUUCAAAUGUAAAUAUUUUAAUGAUUAUUCAUUAUGUAAAUCAGCAAAAGAUAAACAAUUACCAUUCCAAUUAGGUUCAUUUGAAAAUAUUUUACCAAAUUCUUCUUAUUUAAGUAACUUGUUUCAAUUAUUUUCAUAUUGUCAAAAUGAAAAAGAAAUUCAAACUAAAUUCAUUAAUCAAGCAAUUGAAAAUAUAAUUCAAAGUUUAAAAGAUUCAAAAAGACCAAUAAUUAAACCAUUAAAUUUAAUUAUAACAUUAUUACACUUUGAUUACAUUGAAUUUAUUUCAAUAUUUUAUAAAAAUCUAAAAGAUAUUAUUAAAAACGAGAAAGAUUUACUACCAAUUGAUUUACUUGACCAUAUAAAAUCAACAACUACUUUUGAUUUUUUUAUUAAUAGUAAUUUAUUAUUUAAAAAUCAAAUUAAUUUAAAUAAUUGUUUAAUUUUGAAAAAUAAUGGUGGUGGUGGUGAACCAUUAAAUUUAAUGUAUCAUAUUAAAAGUAAUUAUAAUAAUAUUUAUAAAGAAUUAAUUAGUUCAAUUGAUACAACUAUUAAUGAUCCAAUAAAUUAUUCAAUUGAAUCAUUAUUAUUUAUUUAUAAUAAUAUAAAAGAUUUUGAAUAUUGUUAUGAAAGAAUUAAUGUAUGGAAAAGAAGUAAUAUUGAUUUAUCAUUAAAUCAAUUCAUUCAAUUAGUUAAUUGUACACCAAUAAAUAAGCAAUAUAACUAUAUCUGUGGUAAUGGUUCAUUUGAUAAAUUCAAUUACGAUUCAUGUUUAUUAAAGUAUAAUUGGGUUAUAAGAAAUAAAAAACAUGAUAUUCAAUCAAAUAGAUGUGAUAGUAAUUAUGGUUCAACAGAGAUUGGAAUAGAUGCAAAACUUGUUAUUAUACCAUUAUACCAAUACUAUAAUCAUAAUAAAUUAAAGUUAAAUGAUAUAUUCCCAAAAUUGAAUACAUUAGAUCCAAUAAUUUUCAAUAAACCUCAAAAUCAUUUAAUUCAUAAAAUUAUAAGUGCAAUUGGUGAAAGAGGUGAUAUAAAAUCAUUAGAGACUUUAUUAAAAUUAAUGGAUUUCUCAAAUUUUAAUAGAACUUCUUUUUUUUAUUUUUAUAGUUUUUUUUUAUUUGUCAUUUUAGCUGGUGCUUUAAAAAAUGGUCAUUUAAAACUAUUCCAAUACUUAAAAUCAAAUUAUCCUCACUUUUUUAAUGAAAAAUUAAAUUUUGGUAAUAAUAUAAAUAAUUUAGAAAGUUAUGGUGUAUUUCAAAUAAAUACUUUAUUUGAAAUAUUAAGAGAUAUCUCAAUAAUUUAUAAUUUAGUUGAUAUUUUUAAUGAAAUAAAAAAUAAUAUAUUUUUUGAGCAUUUUAAUUAUAAAAAUAAAUAA